GUUGUCAGUUUCAUAGGCAAAGGAGUUGGCGCAGGCGCAGCACUAACAGCUGCUCUCUACCUGCUCCGCAGAGUGUGUUUAAUAAUGGCCUGGAAAUCUGGAGGAGCCAACCACGCAGAGCUUGUAAACAACCUCCGCAAAAAUGGGAUCAUCAAGUCAGACAAGGUCUAUGAAGUCAUGUUGGCCACAGACCGAGGCCAUUUCUCCAGAAGCAACCCCUACAUGGACUCCCCACAGGCAAUAGGCUAUCAAGCAACCAUCAGUGCGCCACACAUGCACGCCUAUGCAUUGGAGCUUCUGUACGAUCAGCUGUAUGAUGGGGCCAAAGCUCUGGAUGUGGGGUCUGGCAGUGGAAUCCUCUCUGCGUGCUUUGCACGAAUGGUAGGUCCCAAAGGGAAGGUGAUAGGAAUUGAUCACAUCAAGGAACUGGUAGACGAUUCUAUAACCAAUGUAAAGAAAGAUGACCCCAGCUUGAUAACAUUGGGUAGAAUCAAACUAAUAGUGGGAGACGGGCGGAUGGGCCAUCCAGAGGAGGCGCCUUACGAUGCCAUUCACGUGGGCGCGGCAGCACCCAACGUGCCACAAGCACUCCUGGACCAGCUGAAGCCAGGCGGCAGGCUGAUUCUGCCCGUGGGGCCGGCCGGAGGGAACCAGAUGCUGGAACAGUACGACAAGCUGGAGGACGGCAGCACCAAGAUGAAGCCCCUGAUGGGGGUGAUUUACGUGCCUUUAACAGACAAAGAGAAGCAGUGGUCCAGGUGGAAGUGACUUCUUACUCCCUCUCCCCCCCUCUCUCCUUCACACAAUGGGCAAAGGGAUGAACUCUGAAGCGACAGACUGUCCAUAUUCCACAUGUCAGUGUGAGGCUGGAGGAGACUACUUUGGCUUCCAACAACAGCCAUUGGAAUUUUUUCAAAACAUAACAAACCAUGGUGAUUGGUUUUCUUUAUCAUGCUGAGGAAUAACCCCUGAUGUUGGGAAUAAGACUGUUAGAGAUUUAACAGAAGAAAGUGUUGGGGUUAUUAUUUUUUCCAGGUCUGCAUUGUUUUGGGUUGUGAAUUUUCCUUUUGAUUUUCUGCAGGAUUUUGAGCUAGUUUUAAUUUUGGUUACACCUGUGAGUUGCAAUCAACUAUUUCAACAAUAAUGCAUUUCAGCUCCAUCAAAGCUGAGUGUAAAGAGGUUGCCAGACUGUUCUGAUAAGGAAAGCCGGAGUUGAUGAGAUUAUUCACCCACUUGCUGUAGAUUGCACCUGAAGAUCUGACUGUAGAUAUCUUUACUGCUCUGCUAACAUAUAUCAGCCACCCCCCCCCCACAGUAUUUAAACAUAUGCACAUGUAGGCUGCACAAAUGGCCGCUCUAUCCCACAUCCAGUUGUUUGAUAUGCAGCACAUGACACUAGAUUUACUCAUACACUCUACAACAAGAGUGGAACACAUACACAUGUGAACACAUGGUUUCCAUGACAACAUCAUGUGCAGGCUUUACUGAUGACCAACACUAAAUUAAAUAACCGGUGCUUUGCCAAAAUAAACCUCAAUGUAAAGCAAAUGAAUGUCUGUUGUUUUUUACACAUGGAGUCGAAAAGCACAUUUAUUUUGGAUGAUCCAUGGCUUUCACAAUUUCUGGAAUGGCAAAAAUGAAAAUAAAGAGAUGCUUAUGUUUUUGUC
Molecule: messenger RNA, 1667 nt
Organism: Coregonus clupeaformis (lake whitefish)
Lineage: Eukaryota; Metazoa; Chordata; Actinopteri; Salmoniformes; Salmonidae
Product: protein-L-isoaspartate(D-aspartate) O-methyltransferase
Exons: 8
Coding region: 85-768 (227 amino acids)
Biological process (GO): protein modification process
Cellular component (GO): cytoplasm
Molecular function (GO): protein-L-isoaspartate (D-aspartate) O-methyltransferase activity
Source: RefSeq, a predicted model, not a curated record